Anastrepha obliqua is the source of this 1183-nucleotide messenger RNA. It is a transcript of the gene Gmer, whose product is annotated as probable GDP-L-fucose synthase. Gene Ontology annotation, molecular function: GDP-L-fucose synthase activity. The record is from RefSeq and is a predicted model, not a curated record. NCBI's taxonomy places the organism in Eukaryota, Metazoa, Arthropoda, Insecta, Diptera, Tephritidae. Gene Ontology annotation, biological process: nucleotide-sugar biosynthetic process. The transcript is spliced from 4 exons. Bases 71 to 1033 code for a protein of 320 amino acids.
CUUGUUGCUGAUUGUCAUUCAUAAGGCAUAUUCGCCUUGUUUGCCAUUAUUAUUAAAAUAGUGAAAGGAAAUGAAGAAAGUUUUGGUAACAGGCGGUACUGGGUUAGUGGGAAAUGCCCUCAAGACUAUUGUAAACGAAGACUCACUGGAAGGGGAAUGGAUUUUUGUUGGAACUAAAGAUGCCGACUUGACGGAUAGCAACUCCACUCGUGCCCUUUUCGAUCGAGUACAACCUACUCAUGUCGUGCAUUUAGCAGCAAUGGUGGGUGGGCUUUUCCAUAAUAUGAACAACAACCUGGAUUUUCUGCGUAAAAACCUGCAAAUAAAUGACAACGUGCUACAAAAUGCAUACGAGCAUGGUUGCGUUAAAGUAAUUUCUUGCCUUUCUACAUGCAUUUUUCCGGACAAAACCAGUUACCCUAUCGACGAGACCAUGGUUCAUAAUGGCCCUCCUCAUCCUUCGAAUUAUGGGUACUCAUAUGCGAAGAGACUUAUCGAUGUACAGAAUCACGCAUAUCACGACAAACAUGGUUGUAUGUUCACAUCAGUUAUUCCGUGCAAUAUUUUUGGACCUCAUGAUAACUUUAAACUAGAAGUAAGCCACGUCAUUCCAGGCAUGAUAAACCGUAUGCAUCAACUCAUUCAUGAAAAUAAAGGCCUGCCGGAGGACAGGAAAGAGUUUGUUGUAUACGGGACCGGAAAACCCCUACGUCAGUUUAUAUAUUCCUUAGACUUGGCUAAAUUAAUAAUUUGGGCUUUGGUCAAUUAUGAGAGUGUGGAGCCUCUGAUUUUAAGUGUAGAUGAAGAAAAUGAAGUUACUAUUUUUGAAGCUGCAGAAGCUGUCGCAAAAGCGUUUGAUUUUAAGGGGAAAUUAAUUUGUGAUACCAGUAAAGCUGAUGGUCAAUAUAAAAAAACCGCUUCUAACCGGAAGUUACGCAGUCUGUUGCCAAAUUUCCAAUUCACUGCGUUUGAGGAUGCCGUUAAAACCUCUGUGAAAUGGUACAUUGAAAAUAUAGACAAUGUAAGAAAGUAAUUUGAUUUAUUUCUGGGACGAAAGCUGACGGCUUUGCUCAACUCGAUAAGAUCAAUUUAAUUGUGAAGCUCUAUGCUUACUAACCAAUUAUUAUUUUCUCUAGACCAGUUAAAUUUUUUUAAUAAAACGUAGACUUAUGAAACGGAAUAA